Hydatigera taeniaeformis is the source of this 990-nucleotide messenger RNA. The record is from the annotation of a GenBank genome assembly. NCBI's taxonomy places the organism in Eukaryota, Metazoa, Platyhelminthes, Cestoda, Cyclophyllidea, Taeniidae.
AUGUCCUCGCGCGUCGCAACGCAAUUCGUGAAGUCUCACUUGGUGGAGGUUGUCCCCUACAAUUACGUUUUUAUGGCCUUUUGCAAGCGCAGAUGGAUUGGUUGUCGGCUUCUAGAUGUGCUGGAUAAGGAAUUCAAUUUCGACGAAAUGGAUAUUAUAGUUCAGAGAAUCUCUUCGGGGCAAAUUAAAGUAAACGGUGAUAAAGUGUCCACAGAUUACAUCUUGCAGGAUUCCGACCUCCUGGAGCACAGUGUUCAUCGCCACGAGUUGCCCAUUCUCGACAAGUCAAUCGACAUUGUUUUUGAAGACGACGAUAUUUUGGUUGUUAAUAAGCCACCUUCAAUGCCAAUUCAUCCAUGUGGCCAAUACCAUCACAACUCACUUGUUAAAAUACUUCACAACGAAAUGGGGAUGAAGAACUUACGCGCCGUUCAUAGGUUGGACAGAAUGACAUCUGGUCUUGUCUUGAUCGGCAAAACCUAUGAAGCUGCUACGAAAAUCUCUUGUCAAAUUAGUGAUCGACAGGUUUCUAAGUUCUACAUAGCUGAAGUGGAAGGUCAAUUCAAGGGGUCUACGGAGGCCGGCGCCGAGAAGUCAAUCACGCCGACCCCAGUAGUGGUCGACCAACCACUCGGUCGUUUGAACAGUCGGUUGGGUCUCAACGCUGUCAUUCCUGAGAGUGAAGGUGGGAAACCUGCAAAAACUGCCUUCGUGCCGCUUCUGUGGAAGAAACCAAAAGAUGCCGAUGAUCCUGGAAGCACAAUUGUCCUCUGUCGUCUCUAUACUGGCCGUACGCAUCAGGUGCGAAUUCACCUGCAAUACUUGGGAUUUCCCAUUGUCGAUGACCCACUCUACAAUUCCUACGAUUGGGGUGAAAGCAAGGGUGCAUUUGCGAAGUACCGAGAACCUCGGGCGGAGCUUAUAGCUGCCUUGGCGGCUACACACAAUAGGAGCACCUACCUUAAAACGGCUGAGGUUAGUACACGCUAG